ACCCCAACUUAGCCAAAACCCCUCAAGUUCUUGCGGGGCUCAGCCCCUCCCCUCCUCUGGGGCCCCCGGCGCCCCUCGGGGCCCUGCAUCCCACCAUGUCAGUGGCCGUGGAGACCUUCGGCUUCUUCAUGGCAGCGCUGGGGCUGCUGAUGCUGGGGGUGACCCUGCCACACAGCUACUGGCGAGUGUCCACCGUGCACGGGAACGUCAUCACCACCAAUACCAUCUUCGAGAACCUCUGGUUUAGCUGUGCCACCGACUCCAUGGGAGUCUACAACUGCCGGGAGUUCCCGUCCUUGCUGGCCCUCUCUGGGUACAUCCAGGCCUGCCGGGCGCUCAUGAUCACCGCCAUCUUCCUGGGCUUCCUGGGCCUCUUCCUAGGCAUGGUGGGGCUGCGCUGCGUAAACAUUGGGAGCAUGGAGCUCUCCCGGAAGGCCAAGCUGGCGGCCGCUGCGGGGGCCCUCCACAUAUUGGCUGGUUUCUGCGGGAUGGUGGCCAUCUCCUGGUACGCCUUCAACAUCACCCAGGAAUUUUUCGACCCCGUGUAUGCAGGGACCAAGUACGAGCUGGGCCCUGCCCUCUACCUGGGCUGGAGCGCCUCCCUGCUCGCCAUCCUGGGCGGCUUCUGCCUCGGCUCCGGCUGCUGCGGCUCUCCCGACGCGGCCCCGGCCCCCAGGCUCCCCUACGAGGCCUCCGCGGUGCGGUCCCCCGGCCUCCCUGGCCGCCUGCGCCCCGCGGCCUCGGACGAAGGCGACAGCACCUUUGGCAAGUACGGGAAGAACGCUUACGUGUAGGACGCCAGUGGACCCCAUUCCCCUCCCACUGCCCCCAGCGGAGAGCGGCCCCCCAACCCCGGGCUGCAGGCCACGUCCCGACUCCGCCCCGUGGCCGGAAGCCACGCCCAGCUCUGACCGCGCCUCCGGCCCCGGCCCCGCCUCUUUCGUCUGGCCAAGAACCCGCCUCCUGAGAACUCACCUCGGACUCCUGGGGCAGGACCUUCUGGGUCUGGGCGCUGGUUGGUUAAGGGGGCGGAGGCGUCCCCGACCGUUUGUAUUCUGUAUAAAUACAUGCAUAAAUAAAUUUGUACUAUGAACUGUUCAGGGAUGGAGGGUGUCAUGAAGUGGCUGGCCAAGCAACGGGUGGCUGGGGUGGCCCCCAGGGCCAUCUCAGUCUUGGACCCCAGGCUGUCACCUGUCCCUCUCUUUAUCACCUUUGGACUGUCUCUUCCGAAAAAAAGAGGAGGGGUUGCAAAUGAUUUCAAGAGUGUGGCACUCAUAAUUACUGACAAGAGUCAUCAAGCAGCGCAUACGGGAAGACCCACCUCUGGGAAACUGACAGGGGCAGAGAUAUCUCCCCGGCCAGCCUGAGCUAACAAGUCCCUCUUGACGCUCGACCUUUCUCAAGGAGACAGCUGAC
Molecule: messenger RNA, 1416 nt
Organism: Mirounga angustirostris (Northern elephant seal)
Lineage: Eukaryota; Metazoa; Chordata; Mammalia; Carnivora; Phocidae
Gene: CLDN15
Product: claudin 15
Exons: 5
Coding region: 96-794 (232 amino acids)
Biological process (GO): cell adhesion; bicellular tight junction assembly
Cellular component (GO): bicellular tight junction; plasma membrane
Molecular function (GO): structural molecule activity
Source: RefSeq, a predicted model, not a curated record